AUGUCAAGACUUGAAAUCUACUCUCCAGAGGGUUUGCGACUAGAUGGUCGUCGUUGGAACGAAUUGAGAAGGUUUGAAAGCUCAAUAAAUACGCAUCCCGAUGCUGCGGACGGCUCAUCGUAUCUUGAACAAGGAAAUAACAAAAUCAUUACACUGGUAACGGGACCACAAGAACCCAGGUUACGUUCACAGGCAAGUUUCAGUCAUGCGUCAGUUUCCGUCAAUUUGAAUAUCACCAAAUUUUCCAGAAUGGAGAGAAGUAAGGCUAGUCAUAGAAACGAAAGAAGAGUUCUCGAAAUGCAGACGGCACUUGUGCGAACUUUCGAGAAAAACGUGAUGUUACAUUUGUAUCCUCGUACAUCUAUCGAUAUCCAGGUUCAUGUGCUUCAACAAGACGGUGGUCUCAUGAGCAGCUUGAUUAACGGCAUCACGCUAGCUUUAAUAGAUGCCGGAAUUGCCAUGUACGACUACAUUAGCAGUGUUUCCGUCGGGCUGUACGAUACCACGCCGCUUCUAGAUAUGAACUCAUUGGAAGAAAAUGCUAUGAGCAGUGUUACGCUAGCAGUCGUUGGGAAAUCUGAAAAGCUUUCUUUACUUCUUGUCGAGGACAAAAUUCCACUGGAUAGAUUUGAAAGCGUCCUUGCUAUUGGAAUUGCCGGUGCACAUAGAGUCAGAGAACUCAUGGAUAAAGAGUUAAGAAGGCAUGGUCAAAAAAGACUAGCUAAUGCAUCUAAAUAA
This is a messenger RNA of Lachancea mirantina, 738 nucleotides long. NCBI's taxonomy places the organism in Eukaryota, Fungi, Ascomycota, Saccharomycetes, Saccharomycetales, Saccharomycetaceae. The record is from the annotation of a GenBank genome assembly.